Messenger RNA from Archocentrus centrarchus (flier cichlid), 2877 nucleotides. RefSeq names its product tripartite motif-containing protein 16-like. NCBI's taxonomy places the organism in Eukaryota, Metazoa, Chordata, Actinopteri, Cichliformes, Cichlidae. Bases 72 to 1745 code for a protein of 557 amino acids. The record is from RefSeq and is a predicted model, not a curated record. The transcript has a single exon. Gene Ontology annotation, molecular function: zinc ion binding; protein binding.
AGAUCAGAGCUCAGACUAGAUUCAGUUACAAGGAAGAGAAACUCGCACAGUCACUGACACUGAGAGGAGAAAUGGCGCAGAAAGGAGUUCAGCUGGACCGAGAAUCCUUCUCUUGUUCCAUCUGUUUGGAUCUACUGAAGGAUCCGGUGACUAUUCCCUGUGGACACAGUUACUGCAUGAACUGUAUUAAAAGAUUCUGGGAUGAAGAGGAGGAGAAGAAGAAACUCCACAGCUGCCCUCAGUGCAGGAAGACUUUCACACCGAGGCCUGUCCUGGAGAAAAACAUCAUGUUAGCAGUUUUACUGGAACAGCUGAAGAAGACUGGACUCCAAGCUGCUCCAGCUGAUCACUGCUAUGCUGGACCUGAAGAUGUGGCCUGUGAUGUCUGCACUGGGAGGAAGCUGAAAGCCAUCAAGUCCUGUUUAGUCUGUGUGAUUUCCUACUGUGAAAAACACAUUAAGCUUCAUUAUGAAUCUGCUGCCUUUGAAAAACACAAGCUGGUGGCCCCCUCCAAGAAGCUCCAGGAGAACAUCUGCUCUCGUCAUGAUGAGGUGAUGAAGAUUUUCUGUCGUACUGAUCAGCAGAGUAUCUGUUAUCUCUGCACAAUGGAUGAACAUAAAGGCCAUGAAACAGUCCCAGCUGCAGCAGAAAGGACUGAGAAGCAGAAGGAGCUCGAGGUGAGACGACUAAACAUCCAGCAGAGAAUCCAGGACCGAGAGAAAGAUGUGAAGCUGCUUCAACAGGAGGUGGAGGCCAUCAAUGGCUCUGCUGAUAAAGCAGUGGAGGACAGUGAGAAGAUGUUGACUGAGCUGAUCCGUCUGAUCCAGAAAAGAAGCUCUGAUGUGAAGCAGCAGGUCAGAUCCCAGCAGGAAACUGAAGUGAGUCGAGUCAAAGAGCUUCAGGAGAAGCUGGAGCAGGAGAUCGCUGAGCUGAAGAGGAAAGACGCCGAGCUGGAGCAGCUCUCACACACAGAGGAUCACAACCAGUUUCUACACAACUACCCCUCACUGUCAGCACUCAGUGAGUCUACACACACAUCCAGCAUCAAUAUUGGUCCUCUGAGGUACUUUGAGGAUGUGACAGCAGCUGUGUCAGAGACCAGAGAUAAACUACAGGACAUCCUGAGAGAGGAAUGGACAAACAUCUCACUGACAGUCACUGAAGAGGAUGUUUUACUGUCACCAUCAGAGCCAAAGACCAGAGCUGGAUUCUUAAAAUAUUCACGUGAAAUCACACUGGAUCCAAACACAGCAAACACGCAUCUGUUAUUAUCUGAGGGAAACAGAAAAGUAACAUUAAUGAAACAACAACAGUCUUAUUCUGAUCAUCCAGACAGAUUCACUGGAUUCUGUCAGGUCCUGAGUAGAGAGAGUCUGACUGGACGUUGUUACUGGGAGGUGGAGUGGAGAGGGAGAGGAGUUUAUGUAGCAGUCGCAUACAAGGAUAUCAGCAGAGCAGGGAGGUCAUGUGAAUGUGUGUUUGGAUUCAAUGAUAAAUCUUGGUCGCUACGUUGUGAGAAAUGGCGUUAUAAAUUUUUCUACAACAAAGUCCAAACUGACCUCUCAGGUCCUCGGUCCUCCAGAGUAGGAGUGUACCUGGAUCACAGAGCAGGUAUUCUGUCUUUCUACAGCGUCUCUGAAACCAUGACUCUCCUCCACAGAGUCCAGACCACAUUCACUCAGCCACUCUAUGCUGGACUUUAUCUUUAUGAUGGAGCCACUGCAGAGUUGAUUAAGCUGAAAUAGUCAGAAGUCAUUGAGGGACAGUUGGUUAAAAUGUGUGUUUCAGUUUCUUUGGUCUCCAUCAUUGUUGUGCUGUUUCUUCUCUGCACAGAGAUCACCUGUCAGUCACUUUAUGGCUGCUACUUUGACAUCUUAUUGUUUGUUGUCCACUUAAUGAUUGAGUUUGUUUGAACACAGAAAUCUAAAAUUGUGUUUCCAUUUAUCUUAAAUGUUGUCAAAUCACAGGAACACUUUUUCUCUGUGUUUGGCACAAAGAUUCAAAUAUUUUGGGAAGAGGUCAGAGUGACGUGAGAAAUUUAUCUCAAAGAAAUUCUGCUGCACACAAAAGUGUUUCUAGUUUGUACAAAGAAGGAAAUAAUUACAAUCAAAGUGAGCAAACAAUAAUGAACCUCAGCUUUUUAAAUGACCAAAAGAUAACAGCAGUGUUUUUGAAAAUAUCCUCACAGAUCAAAUGUUACACACUGGAUAACAAAUGAUUUUGAUCCUUCCUCUAGAAAAAAAUAACACAACAACUGAAAGAGCAACAAAUAAUAUUUGAAAAAGUUUGUGAAGCUUCUUUGUUAUUUUCUAAUAAAUAGAUUUUAUAGAGGGUCAGUCUGAAGAGUUGUUUCAUGUAAACCUGCUGUGUGGAUUUUGUUUGAUCUUCUGAACUGACAGGAUUUUAUUUCUUCUCUUUAUCAAACCUGGUUUUUGAAUUUUCAUGUUUUGAUUCAGAGAAGUUUUAUUUGUGUGUGUUUGUCAUUGUUGUUCUCUGGUUGUGUAUCUCUUGAAAUAUCCAGCAUGCAAAGCUGCAUAAAAAGUAGUCUGCAGCAGUCAGUCAGUCCAGUUUGUGUAGAAAAAGAGUCAAAUGAGGCCUUGUGAGCCUCAUAAAGUGCAAAAUCUUCACUUCCUGUACACAGACACACAAAUCAGCAGAUAUGAGACCAGGUGGUGAAAAAUCAUGUUGACAUGAGGAAAUCAGGGAGGAGGAAUUCAUGUCAGGAAACUGAUGAAUAGUCUAAAUGUUGUGACUGUGUUGGUGAGAGUAAAAGUGAGAAAGAUCUGUAAAUAAAAUGAUUCUACAUUUGAUUCUUCUUGCAUGAACCCGUCUGUAUUCAAUGAUGGAUGUUAAUAAAGUUGUACUGAUACAACACCA